AUGGCCGCAGUCGAGGCACCGACCCAACAACAGCUCUCAGAGCUCAAGCAGAAGUACACCCUUGCCGGUCAGGGCCAGGUGUUUACAUUCUACGACUCCCUGUCCGCUGCAGACAAGGCAUCACUGUACCAGCAACUAGCUCUCUUCGACCCCUCCUACAUCAACACAAUCGCCGCCAAAGCCCUUGCCCCGGCCAAGGCUGAAGAUGGCGCCGCCGCCGCCCAACCGUCACUCGAGCCCCUUCCGGACUCGGCCCGCGCCAGUAUCAUGGACUCCAAGCCCGAUGACAUUGACCGGUGGUACUCGGAAGGCCUUGAUCUGAUCGCAGCAAAUAAGGUCGGCGUAGUACUCAUGGCUGGAGGUCAGGGCACCCGUCUGGGCAGCUCCGCGCCCAAGGGAUGCUUCGACAUUGGCCUGCCGUCCCACAAGUCCCUGUUCCAGAUCCAGGCUGAGCGCAUCCGCAAAGUCGAGGAGCUCGCCGCCAAGAAGGCCGGCACGGGCCGCAGUGUCACAGUCCCGUGGUACGUCAUGACGUCGGGGCCGACCCGCGGGCCUACCGAGCAAUACUUCAAGGAACACAACUAUUUCGGGCUGAAGCCCGAGAAUGUCAUGAUCUUUGAGCAGGGCGUGCUCCCCUGCAUCUCCAACGACGGGAAGAUCCUGCUCGAGAGCAAGAGCAGGGUGGCGGUGGCGCCGGACGGCAACGGCGGUCUCUACAACGCCCUGGUCGAGUCCAAGGUGCUCGAUGACAUGAAGAGGCGAGGGAUUGAGCACAUCCAUGCCUACUGCGUGGACAACUGCCUCGUCAAGGUGGCCGACCCUGUCUUCAUUGGCUUCUCGGCCUCUCUGAAUGUCGACAUCGCGACCAAGGUUGUGCGCAAGCGCAACGCUACUGAGAGUGUCGGUCUGAUUCUCUGCAAGAACGGCCGGCCAGAUGUGGUUGAGUACAGCGAGAUCGACCCGGCGGUGGCCGCCGAGGAGGACCCCAAGCAGCCUGGCGUGCUCAAGUUCCGCGCUGCCAACAUCGUCAACCACUACUACUCGUUCCGCUUCCUGAGCACCAUCCCCCAAUGGGCGAAGACACUCCCGCACCACGUCGCGCGCAAGAAGAUCCCGUAUGCCGACCUCGAAACCGGCGAGACGGUCAAGCCCGCCAAACCAAACGGCAUCAAGCUGGAGCAGUUCGUCUUCGAUGUCUUCCCCAUGCUGGAGCUGAACAAGUUUGCCUGCAUGGAAGUCCGCCGCGAGGACGAGUUCAGCCCGCUCAAAAAUGCUCGCGGCACUGGGGAGGACGACCCCGACACGAGCAAGCACGACAUCAUGGCCCAGGGCAAGCGCUGGGUGCAGGCCGCGGGUGCGACUGUCGUCGGCGAGGAUCCCAAGGCCGGCGUCGAAGUGAGCCCGCUGGUGAGCUAUGGCGGCGAAGGUCUCGAGAAGUUUGCUGGCAAAACCCUCACUGCUCCUACCGCUCUCGAAGCUGAAUAG
Molecule: messenger RNA, 1485 nt
Organism: Chaetomium strumarium
Lineage: Eukaryota; Fungi; Ascomycota; Sordariomycetes; Sordariales; Chaetomiaceae
Product: nucleotide-diphospho-sugar transferase
Exons: 2
Coding region: 1-1485 (494 amino acids)
Biological process (GO): UDP-N-acetylglucosamine biosynthetic process
Molecular function (GO): UDP-N-acetylglucosamine diphosphorylase activity
Source: RefSeq, a predicted model, not a curated record